AUGGCAAGACUCACUGAUAAUGCCGACUAUGAUGCCGGUGAAACGUCUGCGAAUGCACCAAGUAAACGGUCCGAAGCUGGGAAUUAUGAUAGCUACUAUAGCAGAGGACGUCGGGCCAGGUACGUCCAACUGAACCUUUCUGACAAUACGAGCAAGUUGCGAAAACGAGAAUAUGACCCCGCGGUGAUUCGUGACUAUUACCCUUUGCCCUAUAUGCAAACGCGCUAUCAGAUGCCACUUCGCCGCGCCAUAAAGAACCACUGGACUCACUUUUGGCGGAGCUCCGACUACCCUAGUUCCAUAGAAAGGAAUAAAUCUUCUUGGGGGGCACAUUCGCUGGCCAUGAAUCAUUCAAAGCCUCAAGCAUCAAUGGGUAGUUCUGGUGCUGUAGAUGAUAGUUCUCUUCUAAUUCCCUCGCGUGAAAUUGAGAAUAAAACAUGA
Molecule: messenger RNA, 441 nt
Organism: Protopolystoma xenopodis
Lineage: Eukaryota; Metazoa; Platyhelminthes; Monogenea; Polystomatidea; Polystomatidae
Source: the annotation of a GenBank genome assembly